GGGAAGGGGAAACUAUCAUCCUGAUUGGUCGGUCAGAUUGUGGAGGGGCGCAGUGUAACUCCAGAGGGAAUAAAACAGCGCACUUUCGCCGGCUUAGCAUCAUUCCGAGUUUGUUCUCUGUUCUGUUUUGAACGUAAACUUUAUUCUCUGCAAAAAUGACUGGUCGUGGAAAGGGAGGAAAGGGAUUGGGAAAAGGAGGAGCAAAACGCCAUCGUAAAGUGUUGCGUGAUAACAUCCAAGGCAUCACCAAGCCCGCCAUCCGUCGUCUGGCUCGUCGUGGUGGAGUGAAGCGUAUCUCAGGAUUGAUUUACGAAGAGACCCGUGGUGUCUUGAAAGUGUUCCUUGAGAACGUGAUCCGUGACGCCGUCACUUACACAGAACACGCCAAGAGGAAGACCGUCACCGCCAUGGACGUCGUCUAUGCCCUCAAGCGUCAAGGCCGCACCCUGUACGGUUUCGGCGGUUAAAUUCAUCCAUCAUCAUCAUCAUCAAAAAACAAACAAUCGGCCCUUUUCAGGGCCACUAAAUA
Molecule: messenger RNA, 529 nt
Organism: Leptopilina heterotoma
Lineage: Eukaryota; Metazoa; Arthropoda; Insecta; Hymenoptera; Figitidae
Product: histone H4
Exons: 1
Coding region: 156-467 (103 amino acids)
Biological process (GO): nucleosome assembly
Cellular component (GO): nucleosome
Molecular function (GO): protein heterodimerization activity; DNA binding; structural constituent of chromatin
Source: RefSeq, a predicted model, not a curated record